CACUCUACAACUUUAAAUAUAAACUACCUGAGAAACAAAUCAAAUCCCAACCCAUUUAAAUUCCACAAAACUUCCCAUACUUUUAAUGUCCAUUUCUUCACAAACUAUAUCCCCAAAUACCCACCACACCCCCACCAAGUAUGUUCAAGGUCCACCGCCACCAGCAUUUCCAGCCCACACGACUCUCGACAACAACAUGGUGAUCCUCUUAGCGGCUCUGCUCUAUGCCCUCGUCGGCGCACUCGUCAUGAACUCAAUUCUCCGCUGCAUAUGGCGGCGGUGGUGGAGCGCCGCCGCGGCAAGAGUCGAGAGGCAGGAAUUGGAAGAGAUUCCGGUGGCGGUUUACGAAGGGGAAGGGAGAAUGAAAAUCAGAGGUACGGAAUGUGCGAUUUGUUUAGGUGAAUUCGAAAGUGGUGAGGGUUUGAGGAUUAUGCCCAAAUGUAACCAUGGAUUUCAUGUUCACUGUAUUGAUGCUUGGUUAGUUUCCCAUUCCUCUUGCCCUAAUUGUCGCCAUAGUCUGCCAGUGAAGACGGUAGCGGAUGGUGGCAGUGGCGGAGUUGGUGAGGUGCGGCGGGCGGGGAAUGAUGGGUCGGAUGAUAUAAUUAUAAUACUGAUCGCAGCCAUUUAGAAGUGGAUGGAUGAAGAUUGCUGUGGACAUCAUCCUUAUCUUCAUCCUUUCUUCUUUAUAUUUUUAUUAUUUACCAAAAUUUACAUUUCGUAAUGCCUUUUACCUCUUAAUUUUAAAAUUUUUAAUUUAAAUUUAACCAAACUAAUCAAAAUAUUUAUAAAUAACAACCUAUCCUUCUACAUUGACACCUAUUAUUAUCUGGUUUCCAUAAAUAGUUAAAAUU
Molecule: messenger RNA, 851 nt
Organism: Cucumis sativus (cucumber)
Lineage: Eukaryota; Viridiplantae; Streptophyta; Magnoliopsida; Cucurbitales; Cucurbitaceae
Product: RING-H2 finger protein ATL74
Exons: 2
Coding region: 86-628 (180 amino acids)
Biological process (GO): protein ubiquitination
Molecular function (GO): transferase activity
Source: RefSeq, a predicted model, not a curated record